AUAGCAUACAACCCACAACCAUUGUCCUUACACUUCCUCUACUGCAAUAUCAGCAAUCAAGUUUCUUUCUUCCUCUCCUUUUUUCUAUAGUCCAAAUUAAUUACUUAGUAAUCAAGAAAUGGAGGCAAUGAAGAUGAACCUUUUUGUUGCUUUGUUGGUGGUUAUGAUGGUGGCCUUCUCAGGCAUUCAACAAGUAGCUGCAGCUGCAGCUGAAGCUCCAGCUCCAAGCCCAACAUCUGAUGCCUUCACAUUUGCCCCCACUUUCUUUGCUUCUCUGGCAGCUUUGGCUUUUGGCUUAUUCUUCUAAGCAUGGUUCUUUUGGGGGGAAUUUCAGGUUAUGUAUUGUUGAUGGAGUUGUAUGUGUGUGAAUGAUCUUUUCGUUUUGGUGGAUUUGUAUUAUAUGAUAUAUAAUUAAUGUUAUAAUUUUUUUAGUGGGAAUGUGGGGAUGGUUCAAUUUUAGGCUAAUAAAGGGGAUCAAGGGUAGGCAUUUGAUGUCCUUGUAUUUUCUCUAUCAUUUCUAUCAGUGAUUCAUUUGUACUAAAAAAAUUUCAUUCUUCUAUUUUCUUGUAGUUUUCAGAUUAA
Messenger RNA from Malus domestica (apple), 582 nucleotides. RefSeq names its product arabinogalactan protein 13-like. Lineage: Eukaryota; Viridiplantae; Streptophyta; Magnoliopsida; Rosales; Rosaceae. The record is from RefSeq and is a predicted model, not a curated record.